AAACUAUUUGAGGAAAUGACGUCACUUAGUUACUGUAACUAUCGAGCCCACACACUCUUCUGUGCAGCAAGCUGAACAGCAGAAAGUGUCUCUUUUAACUCUUAUCUUCAACGUUUAUCUUUAUGAACAACAUUUGGAGAUUUAAAGCGAAACAAAAUGAAGUGCGUCAGCUCUGUGUUUUGGAGACUUUGCCUGACAGUGUCGCGGUCCCGCAUGUUUUUGGUGUGAAUGUCAAAAGGCCCUGUGACUUUUCCUGUUGUUCAUGAUUUCUUCGACAAGGAUUAAGGGUUCCAUUGAAUGAGGGCACAUUUGGAAGACACAAUACAAACAUGUACAGCCCCAAAGAGCUAGAGGGAGAAGUUGACCACUCGUUCUUUGACAGUGACAGUGAAGCUAAUAGACUUGAUGGUUCUGAGGAUGGGCGGCUCAAUAAACAGAAGGCCUCAGAACGACAUGAUGAGAGAACAGGAAAAGAGACACAUGUUUCAAUGGAUCAGAUAGGGAGUGAAGUUCAAUGUGGGAGGAACACUAGAGUUAAAGCCAGACUGGAGGAUGGUUCAAACCAGCAGGGCAGACAUGGACGGAGUGAAGAGACAGAAAAUGAAAGAGAGCGACAAAGUAGUGAUGUACUUUUCAAAGGCUCCUCAACACUCCCAAGUGCCACAAGCUCAGAGACUAUGAGCAACAGCCAAUCAGAUGAAGGAUCUAGUGUGCAUUCGUACUCAUCUGAUGAGGAAAGAGAGCUGGAUGAGAAGCAUGCUGCUUUUAAACCCAGGAAAACCAAUGGUAAUGUUAACAGUGAUGAUGAUGGAUACCAUCGUAGUAACGAUGAAAGUGAGGACGAUGUGAGAUCAACAAAACAUAAGAGAUUGUCCCAUGGAACACCAAAAAAAUCUGCUGGUAAAUUCCACAAGCUGAGCCGCAGCCGCUCGUCAUCAUUUGAUCCCGAGUCCUCCAACAGUAGUGAAGAGAAAGGCUCAAUUCGCUCGCAGAAACAUCAGCGGGUAGGUUCGGCUAACCAGAAAGAGCGACAAAAAGAAGUGGCAGAAUCUGAAGACACAGUCACUGAUGUUACACCUCUCUCGACACCAAAUGUUAGUCCUUACCAGUCCAUUGAUGUGGUUCUGCCCUCUGAACCCUUGGCAGCAGAUGUUCAACAGCAACAGCCCAGUGUUGCGGAUGAGACGGUUGUGAAUGAUGUUUCGGACGGUCAGAGCAGUAUAAGUUCUGAAGGAGAGAAUGGAUCAGUGUUUUUAAAAGUAGAGAAGCAGUUAGACAGAGUACUUGUGGUCUCCAGCCCUGGCAGUGUUGGCAGCAGCCGUAAGAACUAUUCCUUCUCAAAUGAAGAGGUACGGGAGAUCGACCUGGAGAAUCAGCGGCUACUACGUCAACUAUCCCAUUCCACGGCACGUUCGCAUACCGGCAGCUCCGCCUGCUCCAAAACCAGCAGUCGCAGGAGCAGUACACCAACUAUACGCCUUUAUCACAGCGCCCUCAACAGACAACGAGAGCAAGAGCGAAUCCAGAAGGAAAACCUGGCAUUUCUGAAGCGUCUAGAAUCUGUGAAGCCCACUCCUGGCAUGACCCGAGAUGAGCAGCUAGCUGAUUAUCAGCGCCAGAGCCGAUACCUGGGAACACGCGUUACAGCUCUUCCGCCAGUCAAACUCAAAUCCAACAAGACAUCUGGGAGGACUUCUAGAUCUGGCAGUAGUCCUCACAAAGCUAGACCGGAAACUGCUAAACUCAGCAGAGUAAAACCGCGGCCUGCAUGGUCCUGAUCCCCAAAAUUUUCCUUCUCUUUCUCUGCUCCCGACCCUUUCACUUAUAUAUUCUGCUCUGAAUGUAAGUACAAAAUAUGACUUCAGGUCACAAUGUGAAACUUUCUGGACAAACUGCUUGAGCUCACAUUAAUUUGUCUAGAUAUGGAAUGAUAUAAAAAUGAAAUUUGUCAGAUAAUCUACACAGCUAAAUGUUUGACGUUAAUUACUUGAAAAUGUGUGGCUUAUAUACAUUUUAGAUAUUGUUGUAGACUAAAUAAAUUCAAUCAAAACUGUUUGGGGACCAUAAAGUGUGACAUUCCAUUUUCUGAGACAUUCAAAAGUAAACCAGUGCCUAUAUUUGACAUACAACAAAAAGAACUUAUAUAUGUUUAAGCUUUGUAUAAUUUUAAAGUCACUGUUUCUGUGAUCAGAAUAAUUAAUUACAUGACAGGUUUGUUGGAAACUAAAUUUUAUGUGAAAUAAAUGCUUUAUCAGUUAUGGUGA
Messenger RNA from Megalobrama amblycephala (Wuchang bream), 2264 nucleotides. RefSeq names its product cilia and flagella associated protein 97 (gene cfap97). Bases 330 to 1778 code for a protein of 482 amino acids. NCBI's taxonomy places the organism in Eukaryota, Metazoa, Chordata, Actinopteri, Cypriniformes, Xenocyprididae. The record is from RefSeq and is a predicted model, not a curated record. The transcript is spliced from 6 exons. Gene Ontology annotation, biological process: spermatogenesis.